Molecule: messenger RNA, 3450 nt
Organism: Thermothelomyces thermophilus ATCC 42464
Lineage: Eukaryota; Fungi; Ascomycota; Sordariomycetes; Sordariales; Chaetomiaceae
Product: Serine/threonine protein kinase C-like protein
Exons: 6
Coding region: 1-3450 (1149 amino acids)
Biological process (GO): protein phosphorylation; signal transduction; fungal-type cell wall biogenesis
Molecular function (GO): diacylglycerol-dependent serine/threonine kinase activity; ATP binding
Source: RefSeq, a predicted model, not a curated record
AUGAACGACGACGACAAAAUCUUGGAUAUCACCAAGAAGAUCGAGCGCGAAAAAGCUCUCAUCAAUGCCGCGAAUCUUAUGCGCCAGCAGACCAACAAUGAAGCCGUCCGCUCCAAGCUCGACACACAAAUGCGCGAGGGGCGCCGUAACCUCGAGUUCUUCGAGGAGAGGCUCCGCGAGCUUCAGAUGCGUCGUCUGGGGCAAUCGGUUGACAACAUGUCAAUAGGUGGAUCGACCCUUGGGUCUCUCAGGAGUACGGAACAGGGAACGGAAGAAGGCGGACCACCGGCGCCUCCUCCAAAGGACGGCUCGAGUUAUGCACAGUACGGCCAGGGCGACCUGAUGCCUCCCCGCGGACCGUUUCCUGGUCAGCCUCCGCAUUCUGGGAUCCCCAAAGCCCGCCCGAACUUUACGAAACUCGAUCUCAUCAAAUUUGACACACCAUACUUGGGUCCGCGGAUUCAGCUCAUGCUUUCCCAGAUCCAGUUCAAGCUCAAUGUCGAAGAUCAGUACCUCAAGGGUAUUGAGAAAAUGGUGCAGCUCUACCAGAUGGAGGGAGACAAGAAGAGCAAGGCAGACGCUGCAGCCCGGCGAAUUGAAAGCAGCCAAAAAAUCGUACUUCUGAAGCAAGCGUUGAAGAGAUAUGAGGAGUUACAUAUCGAUAUGGACGCAGAUUCCGCAGAUGAUGACAGCAUCAAUGUGCCAAAUCUGAGGAAGCCCUUGACUGGCCAGCUUUCUAUCCGUAUCCUGGCCGUCAAAGAUGUCGACCACCUCCCCCUGGGCCGAUUUUCGCGCGCCCCUGAGACUUUCAUUACUAUCAAGGUCGAAGACAACGUCGUGGCGAAAACGAGAGCUUCACGGAACGAUAAAUGGGAAGCGGAGUUUCACAACAUCUUCGUCGACAAAGCAAACGAAGUGGAGCUGACCGUAUACGAUAAACCCGGCGAGCACGCGCUACCCAUUGGCUUGCUAUGGGUGAGAAUAUCAGACAUUGUGGAGGAGCUUCGUCGGAAGAGGAUCGAGGCCGAGACAAGCUCCACGGGCUGGGUUUCCGCCGACCGUCUCGGCUCUGCUCCUAGGAUCCCGCCGCCACAGUUUCCGAUGGGCGCCCAGAGCCCGCAGUUUGCCGGGCCACCAACAUCCCCCGGGCAGCAACCGCCUUCAUUCACGCCGCAGCCGCCCCCGGUUGCUCCCGUUGUGUCGCAGCCCAUUGAUGCGUGGUUUAAUUUGGAGCCGACGGGUCAGAUCCAGCUCAGUCUCAACUUCGUCAAGGAGAACAAGGCUCCGCGCCCAAUGGAUGCUGGACUCAACCGCAAGGGCGCCGUUCGUCAGCGCAAGGAGGAGGUGCACGAGAUGUACGGUCACAAGUUUGUCCAGCGCCAGUUCUACAACAUCAUGCGCUGCGCGCUCUGUGGGGACUUCCUCAAGUACUCGGCCGGCAUGCAGUGCGAUGACUGCAAGUACACAUGCCAUACCAAGUGCUACACGAGCGUCGUCACCAAGUGUAUCAGCAAGAGCAACGCCGAGACCGAUCCCGACGAGGAGAAGAUCAACCACCGGAUUCCUCAUCGUUUCCAGCCGUUCUCGAAUAUCACCGCCAAUUGGUGUUGCCACUGCGGUUACAUGCUGCCAAUUGGCAAGAAAAACUCCAGAAAAUGCAUCGAAUGCAACCUCACCGCUCACGCGCAGUGCGUGCAUCUUGUUCCCGACUUCUGCGGCAUGUCAAUGGCAGUGGCGAACCAAAUCCUAGAGGGCAUCAGGUCGACAAAGAAGACCCGCCAGGAGAAGGCAUCCUCAAUGAGCGAAAGAAAUCUGAGGGCAGGGAGCAAGGGCACGACAGGCAGCUCUCAAUCUGGGGCCUCCUACGCGCCAUCUUCCCUGAGUGGCCAAACUGUAUCCCCCGAAGCCACCGAAGCAGCCAAGAUCAUGUACAAUCAGACUUCCUCCCCACAGCGCGCCGGUGCGGAGCGGCCUUCAACCUCCUCGACUACCGCAUCCGCGGCAGCCGCCGCGGCCAUGUCCCCCAAACAGACCCCAACGCCUCAGCAACAGGCCGGGCAGAUUCCUGAUUUCGGGCCAGGACAUUAUGGCGCGCCGGGAGGUUAUGGCCGCCCAACGCAACAGGAGGAAAGCCAAUACGGCGCUGUUCCACAGCAGCAACAGACGUAUGCUCAGCCGCAACAGCGCAAGUACAACCCGGCCGACUAUGCGAACAUCGGCGUGCACCCGGGCCAGCCGCCCGCGCAAGCCCGUCCGACGCAACAACCAGUGGUUCAGCAACAAUAUAUGCAGCAGCAGAUGUACCAGCCGCAACAGCCGCAGCAAACUGCCAUGGUGCCCAAGCCGCACCCCGCGCCAGCCCAAGCAGAGCAGCAGGUACCAUCUGCCUCUGGAGUUCCCACACCGGCCAGGAAGCCCCUCCCGUCCGCCACGGAUCCCGGGACUGGUCAGCGAAUUGGUCUGGACCACUUCAACUUCCUUGCUGUGCUUGGUAAGGGUAAUUUCGGGAAGGUGAUGCUGGCUGAAACGAAGCGCACACGCAAGUUGUACGCCAUCAAGGUUCUCAAGAAGGAAUUCAUUAUCGAGAACGACGAAGUGGAGAGCAUCAAGUCCGAGAAGCGCGUCUUCUUGAUUGCCAACCGCGAGCGGCACCCGUUCCUGACGAAUCUCCACGCGUGCUUCCAGACCGAGACGAGAGUAUACUUCGUCAUGGAGUACAUCAGCGGUGGCGAUUUGAUGUUGCACAUCCAGCGCGGCCAAUUUGGCACGAAGCGGGCUCAGUUCUACGCUGCCGAGGUGUGCCUGGCGCUCAAGUAUUUCCACGAGAACGGCGUCAUUUACCGUGAUCUGAAGCUGGACAACAUUCUCUUGACUCUCGACGGCCAUAUCAAGAUUGCCGAUUACGGUCUUUGCAAGGAAGACAUGUGGUAUGGCUCAACGACCAGCACCUUCUGUGGUACGCCCGAGUUCAUGGCCCCUGAGAUUCUGCUCGACAAGAAGUACGGCCGUGCCGUGGACUGGUGGGCCUUCGGCGUGCUCAUCUAUCAGAUGCUACUGCAACAGUCGCCCUUCCGUGGCGAGGAUGAGGACGAGAUCUACGACGCCAUUCUCGCCGAUGAGCCCCUCUACCCGAUCCACAUGCCGCGUGACAGCGUGUCCAUCCUGCAGAAGCUGCUCACGCGUGAACCAGAGCUGCGCCUCGGCAGCGGGCCCACGGAUGCGCAGGAGGUCAUGUCUCAACCUUUCUUCCGCAACAUCAACUGGGACGACAUCUUCCAUAAGCGGGUCGCGCCGCCUUUCCUGCCGCAAAUCAAGAGCGCCACCGACACGAGCAACUUUGACAGCGAAUUUACGAGCGUCACGCCGGUGCUGACGCCGGUUCAGUCUGUGCUCUCGCAAGCCAUGCAGGAAGAGUUCCGUGGCUUCUCGUACACGGCAAAUUUCGAGUAG